GUACCUGUGAUAGGAGAUGAACAGUGUCUUGCCACCCGCGCUCUCUAGGCAUUCUCUCGUGCCCCGCCUUCAGCACUCCCUCUGGCCCAGGGUGCCCUCGGGGUUUCUAACUGGGCUUUCUAAUACUGAAAGUCUGUGUUCCAGGAUCUACCACUCCCGGGAACCUCGCCUCGGCCGCAUUCUUCUCUUAGGGGGUUCCUGAAGUCCCGAGGUUGGGGCUCUUUAAUUUUCCGUAUGUUGACGCUCACCUUGCCCUAGUCUGCCCUAAAUCUCAGGCUUUUAUUUCUACAUCGGUUGUCCAUCCGGCUUUGGAGCUGAAGUUGGAGGAGGGCGGCUAACAUCCGGUUGCACGGAGGCACGGAACUGGGCACAGGAGAGAGCUGGCGCGCCGCUGACCCUCCGGGACCUGGAGGCCCUUUCGGGUCCCCCGCGGUGGUCCUGCAGUCAAGCGGCCCAAGGACGCGUGGCGGAGCGGGGUGAGCCACUGAAGGAGCGCGCGGGCUGCGCGGUGGAAGGUUCGAUCCUUGGUGGGAGAUGAAUAGAGUGCCAGCCUCAGGACAGCGUUUGGCUAAUGAGCAGAGUGUCGAGGUCAUCGAGCGAGGCAGAGGACAUCUGGGAAGCAGAGGAUGACAUGACCGAAGGUGACCUAGGUUAUGGCCUCAGAAGGAAACCGGGUGGUAUUUAUGAAGUUCCGUGUUCGACGACAUCUAAGAAAAGGUCAGAUGGAAAGAACCCAAGCCCUCCUCCGUUUCCAAGAAAGGGGGAAGAAAGAAGCGAAACCGUUUUCCAGUAUUCCAGGAGCAAGGGCGUUCAGGAUACCUGCGCUCGCGGGUGUAGAGCAUCCAGCUACAGACGACAGAGCAGCGCUGAUUCUAAUUCAGAAUUGUCGGAUGAGCAAUUAAGGCGGUGUCUUCGUGAAGCUUUAGAGGAAGUAGAGAUUUUAAAGACGGAACUCGAAGCAUCUCAAAGACAACUUGAAGGUAAAGAGGAAGCACUGAAAAUCCUUCAAAGCAUGGCAGUGCUUGGCAAAGCCACAAGCCACACACAGACAAUGCUUCAAAAAACCAUAGAGCAAAAGAGAUCUUUGGAGAAGGAAAUAAAUGCCUUGCAGUGGGAAAUGGAAUUUGAUCAGGAUAGAUUUAAAAAUAUAGAAGAAUCUUGGAUCCAAAAAUAUGACAGGCUGAACUGUGACAAUGCAGUCCUCAGAGAGACUCUGAAGUUGAGAACAGAAGAGGUAAAGAUACUCAAGUCUGAAAAUGCUGUUUUGAAUCAACGGUACUUGGAGGCCCUCGCCAUGCUCGAUAUCAAACAGCAGAAGGUGGCUCAGGAGAACACGGACGAGGAGAGUGGCUUUACAGAGGUAUCAGGUCUCGAGCUUGCAGUCCUUGGAGCCUGCCUGUGUCAGGGUCCUGGAGGGAGCCCCUGUUCUUGUGCCAAAAUGGCAGCAUCCACUCGGAAACUGGUCCUUCAGCUCAGACAUGAGUUGGAAACUCUGCAGAAGAGUAAGGAAGAGGCACACAUAACAGCAGAUGCAUUCAGAAUCGCUUUUGAGCAGCAAUUAACGAGGAAAAACGACCAGGCCCUGCGACUGGCACGAGGGGAUGUGUGCAGAAGAGCGGCAACGUGGGUCAACAGGCAGCGUAUGGCAGAAGAUGGGUAUCCAGCACAAAGGAGAAAGAAGACCUUGGGGCAAAGACUGCUGGGGAUACUCCCUUUGGAAAACAGUUCCAAGAGCGCUGAAGACCGAAACAAUCAGGACGAAGUCUUUGAGAUGCUGUUAGAUUUGUUGAAUGAUAAAGAAGAAGCCCUUGCUCAUCAAAGAAAGGUCAGUUACAUGCUUGCCCGGGCACUGGAAGACAAAGACACUGCCUCAAAAGAGAAUAAAGGAAAAGUUCCCACGAGCCAGACUUCCCCAUUCGGAACUGCCUGGCAGGAGGCCGCCGAGCUCUGUGGCCUGCGUGAUCCACACAUCCACGUUUCUGAACCUGUGGGUUGCGUUUGUUCAAUACGACAUCCUCGGAAAGUUGCAGACUGCUCAAGAGCUCUUAAGCGAUCCUGUUCUUUGCCAUCGAAUGUAUUUUACAAGUUGACCACUUGAAAUUAGAAUUGGAGAUGCUAAAAAUCAGAUUUGGGAGCUGGAAAUGGAGCUCAGGUAGACGUUUGGUUUGGGCGCGUAAGGCGUGGGCUCAGUGCACGGUGGUGCACGUCUGUAACCUUGGCACUCAGGAGGCAGGCAGAUCUAACUUUGAGGCCAGCCUGGCCUGCAGAGUGAGUUCCAGGACAAAUGCAUCGUAAGGAGAUCCUGUCUUCGAAAACAAAACAGGCCUUGGUUUGAUGUUCAGCAUUUCGAAGACUCUGUCUGGAGGUUCAUGCCGGAAAAUCUCAGCUCUUGGGAGGCUGAGGCAGGAAGACUAUUUUGAGUUUGAGGGGUAACUAGAUUACAUUAAGACUAUUGCAAAAACAGAAAAACAACUCCAUAAAUGUCAAUAUUAAGAAGCUGUAUGCUUUCAAGAUGUUUUAAAAAUUUAUUAGCAUAGUAAUUUACAAAGUAGUAAGUUUUACUGUGAUAUCUUAAUACAUGUAUUUUAAUAUAUGUGUGUUUUAGUCAAAUCCCUUAAGCAAUCAAACCCUUAACACAUGUCCUUCAAGAAAUGUAUUAGUGUUUGUGUUGACGCUUUUUAUAAAUGAAUUUCUAUUAUUUUA
Messenger RNA from Rattus rattus (black rat), 2703 nucleotides. It is a transcript of the gene Ccdc125, whose product is annotated as coiled-coil domain containing 125. The transcript is spliced from 12 exons. Gene Ontology annotation, cellular component: cytoplasm. The coding region runs from base 572 to 2098 and encodes 508 amino acids. NCBI's taxonomy places the organism in Eukaryota, Metazoa, Chordata, Mammalia, Rodentia, Muridae. The record is from RefSeq and is a predicted model, not a curated record. Gene Ontology annotation, biological process: negative regulation of Rho protein signal transduction; negative regulation of cell motility.